AUGACUUCGCCCACGCCUCGGAAAACGGUGAGGUUGGGGACUCUACUGAGUGGAAACCGGAAGCCUAAAAUUGAAUUGGCCAGCGACUUGCACUCUGACGUCUCAACAGACGAUUUCUUAGAUAGUAUUGAGACCUCAGGCAUUAUAGACUACGACAAUAACUGGACCACCGGCGAUUCCUCACCUCUUAGAAUUGAACUGAACAACCAGAAAAUUAGUUGCGCCACCGACGAUGUUCAUUUACCACAAAGAGAACCGCCACACCGUACUAGCUUGCCUUUUGUGGGUGAUUGUGAGAUUAUAGCGGAGCCAGGAACACCGAAACUCACGGUCAAACAAAUCCUAUCCGGUAAGAGCCAGCCUGGGUUAGGCAACAAAAAAACACAGCCUUCUUCCAAGACUAGCUGUUCCAAGUCUGAAGAUCUGGAAGUGAUUCAUAUUAGCGACUCCGGCAAAAACAGAGAAACACACGAACGCAUAAUGUCAGGGCUCACUUGCACCAAAAAGACUUCAGUAAAAAAGCUAUUUGACAACUUUCAAAAGCGGAACAGAAAUCAGGAAGAGUAUCAGGAAAUUGAUGAGGUCGAACUUGUAUCGACGACACCUGUGAAGCCUUUACAUGAAGUGUCGUCGCUAGAUUCUAUGGAAACGCCACUACCAGCGUCACAGAAUGUCACUGAUAAUACUGACUACAUUAAUGCUCGCCCGCUGUCACUGAAAAAGAAGAACAAAAGCGCUCCUGAACUGGUACUCAACUUCGACCCUCACGAAUACAAGUCGCUUAAUUUAUCAAACAAGCAGUCCAAAACGGCACUACAAACUCUUGGUUUGGAAGCGUCAGGGAGACGAUGCUCAAACAAAAUAUGGACAGAGGACUUCGAGCCUCACGAUGUCGAGAAUGUUAUAUUGAAUGAUAAUCUCAAGCGUGAUGUACAUAGCUGGUUGGAUAAGGCUUUCAAAAAAUUGCGAAAGAAAACUACCAGGAACAAGCUUCGGAAGAAGAAGGUUGAGGCUGAUGACGAGAUGGACUUUUUUGUGGUCGAUGACGAUCUCGAGGAGGGUGAUGAACAAGAGGAAGAGUUCGUGCCUUUGAUGAUUUUAAGCGGAGAGGCUGUUGGAAAGACCACGCUUCUGAAGUCUCUGAUGAACUCCUACUCUGGUCAGAUCUUUGAAAUCAAUGCAUCAGGGAACCGAGGGAAAAGGGACUUCCUACAGAGUGUACUAGAUUUCUCAACAACACAUUAUGUUAAGGACAAAGGAUCUAAAGGGUUGAUUCUUUUUGAUGAUGUUGAUGUCUUGUUUAGAGAGCGAGACAAGCUGUUUUGGAACGCAGUUGAAAAGCUCCUGAUCAAGGCCAGGAGGCCAGUGGUUUUAAUUUGCAGAGAUAUCAAUUAUAUUCCCCUGAAUAUUCUACAAGUUGCACAAGAAGAAAAUUCGCUAUUCCAAGCCAAGGCAAUCGAUUUUCCAAAAGCUGUAGAUCAAUUGCAGCAAUUUUUAACAUCUCGAGGUCUCUUGUGGCCUCGCGAGUUUCUAGAGCACAUUAUUAAACUCAAUAUGUGCGAUAUAAGGAAGUGCCUUAUGGAGCUCCAAUGGAUGUCUCUAUCUGACCACACGUCAGAGAGAACAGUGGAACCUGUGGUGCCGCCGCAGGAUAUCGCCUCUGCGCUAUUCAGCUCUACUCUCUUAUCAGAACAGGAUGUUAUUUUGAGAGGUAUUCAGUGGAAGUCUAAUUUAGAGCAAGAUCGUGAUUCCACCGUAUAUUUCGCGAGUAAAUCCAAAGAUUUUGUGUCUUUCUCUGACGAGCAAAAACUUGCAUUCGACUAUAUGGUCGACUAUAAACAACAUUUGCAUGACUCUUUGAAGCGCCCGCUCAUGCCAUUUGAAAUGGACGUUACGGAGUACCUUCGCAGCAGGGUUUUCGAUCCCAACGAACAACAAGAAUGCGGUAAUCAUAUUUUUCAGAAAGCUGCCAUGGAAACAAUACACUACCUAAAGAGCAGAGUCUCCGAGACGGCCUCCUUCAACGAAGAUCAUGGAGGAAAUGCUAGAAUGACUAGGAACUCAAGAAAAGUUAAAGAAAUUAUGGAUAGAUUUUCGGAGAACGGCGAUCACGUAAGGUCAUCGUUUAAUGACUACUUUAUGAACCUCACAUCCGUAAUGACCAGAAGCCAAAUAUGCCAAGAUGUCAUACCGCUAGUGUGUGAAGUGGCUAAACAUGAUAAAGCGCGAAAGGCGCAGAACAGACUAAUAUACCAAAAUGCCAUGACAGGGGUGCCUCCCGAAAAUGAAAGGGAGGUGGUAAUAAGGCUUCUCCAAGAGCAUGCCUUUUACCCAAUUUGGUUCAAAGGGGAACCAGACCUGUUGUUGAGCGCUUGGAGCUUUCGUCCUCUGUAA
Lachancea thermotolerans CBS 6340 is the source of this 2394-nucleotide messenger RNA. RefSeq names its product Elg1p (gene ELG1). Gene Ontology annotation, cellular component: nucleus. Bases 1 to 2394 code for a protein of 797 amino acids. Gene Ontology annotation, molecular function: DNA binding. The transcript has a single exon. The record is from RefSeq and is a predicted model, not a curated record. NCBI's taxonomy places the organism in Eukaryota, Fungi, Ascomycota, Saccharomycetes, Saccharomycetales, Saccharomycetaceae.